UGAUUUAUGACGUGGCGAGUUCUGGCAGCGUGUGAAAAGCGCGUAUGGAGACAUAGAUUUAACCGCUAAGUCAAACAGAAGCGAGAAGACAGGGAAAUGGGGCUGUCGUGCUUUGCUUGUUUCGACGGUGGCAGCAAGUUACGGCGUCAGGAAGAAGAUAGAUUAGAAGCUGCUGAAGCUCGCGCUAAAGCUGCUGAAGCUGCUCAGAAACGGCAAGAGGAUUUUGAAAAAUCUGCUGCCGGCAGAGCUGCCCGUGCACAGCUACAGGGGAUGGCGAAACAAUCAGCGAAUACUAAUAAAGGCGAACCCGUUCUAAAGUGGCAAAUGAGUUGAGGUUACUUGUGCCUGUUGUCUGUGCAGCUAAAAGCUCUAUUGAUUUCACAAUGUACUUAUCCGGUUUCUGUCAUUCUGAAGGCUUAAUUGUAAUAUAUCAUUGUUAAGGAUGUUACAUCAGAGUUGUAAAUAUCUUUCACAGACUCGAUGUGUAAUCAUUCUGGUGCAGAAAGAUUGAUGAGCCAUUUUUUCAUGGUGUUUCUGAUA
This is a messenger RNA of Mercurialis annua (annual mercury), 540 nucleotides long. RefSeq lists its product as uncharacterized. The transcript is spliced from 4 exons. Bases 97 to 333 code for a protein of 78 amino acids. The record is from RefSeq and is a predicted model, not a curated record. Lineage: Eukaryota; Viridiplantae; Streptophyta; Magnoliopsida; Malpighiales; Euphorbiaceae.